Molecule: messenger RNA, 1494 nt
Organism: Bipolaris oryzae ATCC 44560
Lineage: Eukaryota; Fungi; Ascomycota; Dothideomycetes; Pleosporales; Pleosporaceae
Exons: 3
Coding region: 1-1494 (497 amino acids)
Molecular function (GO): monooxygenase activity; heme binding; iron ion binding
Source: RefSeq, a predicted model, not a curated record
AUGAGUACCUUGGACAUCAACUUUACAGGCAACAAAGCCUCUAAACUCAUAGCCUUACUCUUGAUUGUUCUCCCCUUUUGGGGAUACAGGAUCUGGCGUCGCCAGAUUCAACGUAAAGAAGAAGACCAAUAUGCGGCGCAAAUGGGAUGCAAAGCACCACGGAGGUGGGCAGCAAAAUGGCCGCAAGGCUUGGAUCUGCUCCUCAAAGCAGGGCAACACGCAAGAGCCCAGACUAUCCUACAGUUUUUCUUGGAUGUAGUAGAUUCCAGUGGUCCUACCCAUGAUCUUGGGCUCCGACCAAAGCAUUUUGCUCCAUUGAUGGGAAGCGGCAUCUUUACCCAGGAUGGUGCAGCAUGGAGGCAUUCACGUGCGCUUCUGCGACCUCAGUUCACCUCGAAUCGCUACCAGAACUUCGAAGAGAUGAAGAAGUCGGUCGAAAGUCUCGUCGAUCAGGUUUCUCCCGAUAGCGUAGUCGAUUUGCAGCCGUUGUUCUUCCGUUUGACUUUCGAUACGACGACAUUUCUUCUCUUUGGCAAGACACUGAGCUCUUUGCAAAGCAAUGACAUUGCUGGAAAAGAGUCCGAGUUCGCGGCGGCUUUCAACUUAGGCCAGGAUUACAUAUCGCACCGCGGCCGUUUGGGAGACUUAUACUGGCUUGCCAAUACGCCAGAGUUUUGGCGGGCGUGUAAGACUUCACAUCGUUUUGUUGACGAUGCAAUUCAGAACGCACUAGAUGAUGCGGAGAAGCCCAAGCUCAAAGAGACGGAAGACGAGGACACGAAGAACUACGUGUUUAUUGAUGCUCUUAUCCAAGAAACCCGGAACAAGAAGGAACUCCGUGAUCAGUGUCUCAACGUCCUGCUUGCGGGUAGGGACACUACUGCGUGCUGCCUCACUUGGACCUUGCGCUUAUUAGCUCGUCACCCUCAGGUUUUGGAAAGAUUACGAACAGAGAUAGAAGAAGUAGUAGGCAUUGGAGAGCAUGCACCUCAGCCAACUCGGGCAGAUUUGAAGAAGAUGAGAUACCUCGACCUAGUACUGAAAGAAGUACUUCGUCUCUACCCAUCGGUGCCGGUUAAUUCCCGUGCAGCCCUCAAGACAACAACGCUGCCCGUCGGAGGCGGCCCGGAUGGAAAGUCCCCGAUAUUAGUGAGAAAAGGCGAAGCCGUUGGUUAUUGCGUAUACGCUAUGCAUCGUCGCAAGGACAUCUAUGGGGAGGACGCCCUUGAGUUCCGCCCUGAAAGGUGGGAAGAUGGACAGUUGUUGCGCGAUGUAGGUUACGGAUAUUUGCCCUUCAACGGUGGGCCUCGAGUAUGCCUAGGCCAAGAGUUCGCCCUCUUAGAAGCGGGAUACACUGUAGCGAGGCUAGUGCAAAAGUUUCCUUUCUUGACUGUCCCGCAAGACGAACCCAUUGUGGCAACUGGAAAGGAAAAGCAGGUUCUAACCUUGGUGGUUGCUUCGGGAGAUGGGUGCCGUAUACACAUGCGUUCGUAG